CUGAGCUGUGCCGAUCCAGGUAAUUAUCAGUUUAUAAACCCUUGAGCCCAUCCCUCGACACUCACAACCAGGGUCCUUCCUUCUCUGCUGCCUCUUGCCAUUCUAUCCCUCCUCUGCCUCCAAAUCUCUGCAGAACUCAUCAAACGCAACGCCAAGAACAAGCAAGCAAUCAUGCCGAAGCUUCUUGCAGCAGUAAUGCUCCCUAUGCUCUCGUUGAUCGUGCUGCGCGCGUGCACGCGCGCGCGCGGAGCCGACGACUACACGGCGUUCGUGUACGCCGGGUGCUCGCAGGCGCGCUACGACCCCGGAUCGCAGUACGCGGCGGACGUGGACUCCACGCUGUCGUCGCUCGUCAACAGCGCGGGCUACACCGCCUACGCCAACUACAGCUCGCCGUCGGCGGCCUCCACGGGCCUGGUCGGCGUGUACCAGUGCCGCUCCGACCUCCCCGCCGCCGUCUGCGGCGGCUGCGUGAAGUCUGCCGUCUCUAAGCUCUCGUCGCUCUGCAACUCGGCCGCCGGCGCCGCGGUGCAGCUGCGCGCGUGCUUCGUGCGCUACGGGAACGACUCGUUCCUGGGGAGGCAGGACACGACGGUGCUGUUCAAGAAGUGCGGCGGCGAGAGCGCCGGGGACACCGGCGUCGUGGCCAUGCGCGACGCGGCGCUCGGCGCGCUCGUGGCGGCCGCGGCGCCCGCGGACGAGGGCUCGUACCGCGCGGGGGCGGCCGGGUACGUGCAGGCCAUGUCGCAGUGCGUCGGGGACCUCGGCGCCAAGGAGUGCUCCGACUGUGUCUCCGCCGCGGCCUCGCAGCUCAAGGCCGGAUGCGGGUACGCCUCCGCCGGGGAGGUGUACCUCGGUAAGUGCUACGCGCGCUUCUGGUCCAAUGCCGCCGCUGGCGGCAGCGGAAGCGGCAACGGAGUGCCAGUCGGAGGUGGCGCCGGCAAUGGCAUCGGUGGCGGCGGCGCGGGAGGAGCAGGCAAUGGAUACGCGUACGGAUUCGUGCCGAAUACGUAUGGCAACCACGAUGAGUCGGGGAAAACCCUCGCCAUCAUCAUCGGCCUAGUGGCGGCGGUCGCCAUUGUCAUCAUCUUCCUCUCCUUCAUCCGAAGGGCCGGCGGUGUUGGCGGCAAAAGCUAAGAGAAUGCAAGAGACGGUCACCACUUGGCUCAGAUCGGACCGGUCGGUGGCUUUUGCUUGAAAAUUGCUUUAGUCCAUCUCUCUCUCCCCUGCGCUUCUUUUUAUCUUUUAUGGUCUCUUUUGUCCUGUCAUUACAGGCCAAUACAAAGAGAAGCCAUGCUGAAACGCCAUUAGCUGAAAAAGGCAUCCAGUGUGCAGAAAUGUGACGUGAAGAUUUCAGCCGCUACCAACUACUAGUAGCCAGUAGCAAAUAAGCAAGAUAUAUUUACCCCAAAAAUAACAAGUGCGGUCUCUGCUCGUAUAUAUAUAUUGUACUAUAUUUGUUUAUUGAACCUAUGCAUGAUUUGAUGGUGUUGGUAUCAUCUCAUUGCAAUGGUUGGUGAUGCAUGUGGGUUCACGUACACUAUUCACUAUUCCUAGCUUGUUGAAG
Molecule: messenger RNA, 1567 nt
Organism: Phragmites australis (common reed)
Lineage: Eukaryota; Viridiplantae; Streptophyta; Magnoliopsida; Poales; Poaceae
Product: plasmodesmata-located protein 6-like
Exons: 3
Coding region: 172-1137 (321 amino acids)
Cellular component (GO): plasmodesma
Source: RefSeq, a predicted model, not a curated record